Erpetoichthys calabaricus (reedfish) is the source of this 1239-nucleotide messenger RNA. RefSeq names its product opsin 5 (gene opn5). The record is from RefSeq and is a predicted model, not a curated record. The transcript is spliced from 6 exons. Gene Ontology annotation, biological process: visual perception; G protein-coupled receptor signaling pathway. Gene Ontology annotation, cellular component: membrane. The coding region runs from base 9 to 1076 and encodes 355 amino acids. NCBI's taxonomy places the organism in Eukaryota, Metazoa, Chordata, Cladistia, Polypteriformes, Polypteridae. Gene Ontology annotation, molecular function: G protein-coupled receptor activity.
ACUUGAAUAUGGCAAUGAGUGAAAAUGAAACUUCACUAAAUAAAAAUUACAUUCCUCAUUAUCUUCUUAAAGAUGACCCAUUUGCCUCAAGACUUCCUAAAGAAGUGGAUGUAGCAGCUGCCUUCUACCUUAUCAUCAUAGGGAUCCUCUCAGUACUUGGAAAUGGCUAUGUAAUUUUCAUGUCCUGUAAACGAAAGACAAAACUAAGGCCUCCUGAGCUGAUGACAGUGAACUUGGCGCUCUUUGAUUUUGGAAUUUCAGUUACAGGAAAACCAUUUUUUAUUAUUUCAUCUCUUCAUCAUCGCUGGUACUUUGGAUGGGCAGGUUGCUGUUGGUACGGCUGGGCAGGUUUCUUUUUUGGCUGUGGGAGUCUGAUAACAAUGACUGUGGUCAGUUUUGAUAGAUACCUAAAGAUAUGCCAUUUAAGAUAUGGUACAUGGCUAAAGAGGAAACAUGCUUUCUGCUGCUUGGCAUUCAUCUGGAUCUAUGCUGGGUUUUGGGCUACAAUGCCAUUGGUGGGAUGGGGGAACUAUGCUCCGGAACCCUUUGGCACAUCUUGCACCUUGGACUGGUGGCUUGCUCAAGCGUCUUUAGCAGGGCAGAGUUUUGUAUUAUCUAUUCUCUUUUUCUGCCUAGUAUUUCCUACAGGCAUCAUUGUAUUUUCUUAUAUUAAAAUAAUUAAAAAAGUGAAAACAUCAGCAAAAGAAGUCGCCCACUUUGAUACCCGAAAUCAAAGCAGCCAUGCUUUGGAAAUAAAGCUAACCAAGGUGGCAAUGUUGAUCUGUGCUGGGUUCUUGAUAGCCUGGAUUCCAUAUGCGGUUGUAUCUGUGUGGUCUGCUUUUGGACAGCCUGAUUCUGUACCUAUUCUGGCAUCGGUGGUGCCCACCUUGCUUGCAAAAUCUGCAGCAAUGUAUAACCCUAUCAUCUACCAAGUGAUUGAUUGCAAAGCUACCUGCUAUAAACUGAGAUGUUGUCAACAACUAAAGAGGAAAAGACUUUAUAACAAGUCAAGGUUUUAUUCUAUCACAUCUGCUGGCAAAGGAUCUUCUGGUAUUGAAACUCACACGGAGAUGUGAAUGAUCUAUGGAGAGGAGUCCAUAUUGGCAGCUUGAAUUUCUUGGAAUUUCUACCUCUUAGAAUUAUGUGCUUUACUAACAAACAUAGUAGGUACAAUAUACAAGGUCAGGCAGAGUACCAUUCAUGUGUGAUCUACAAAUAAAAUAAAAAGUAUUUACUUUC